Desarmillaria tabescens is the source of this 907-nucleotide messenger RNA. Its product is annotated as peroxiredoxin. The transcript has 6 exons. Gene Ontology annotation, molecular function: thioredoxin peroxidase activity. Gene Ontology annotation, cellular component: cytosol. NCBI's taxonomy places the organism in Eukaryota, Fungi, Basidiomycota, Agaricomycetes, Agaricales, Physalacriaceae. Gene Ontology annotation, biological process: cell redox homeostasis; response to oxidative stress; cellular response to stress. The record is from RefSeq and is a predicted model, not a curated record. Bases 37 to 657 code for a protein of 206 amino acids.
CCUUCGAUUCUUUCCGUACCACUACAUUUGCUCAUCAUGGUUGCUCUCAUCCAACGCCCUGCUCCCACAUUUAAGGCUGCUGCCGUCGUCGAUGGUCUCUUUGAGGAUGUCUCUUUGACAGACUACCUCGGCCAAUGGGUUGUUCUCUUCUUUUACCCUAUGGACUUCACCUUUGUCUGUCCGACUGAAAUCCUAGCCUUCAAUGACGCCCUAGCUGAAUUCAAGGCACUGGACACUAAAGUUCUCGGUGUCUCUACCGAUUCUCAGCACUCCCACUUUGCUUGGGCCAACCAGCCCCGCAAGGAGGGUGGUCUGGGUCCCGAUCUCAAGCUUCCCCUCAUUGCCGACCGAAACAUGUCCAUCUCUCGCGAUUACGGUGUCCUUCUCGAGGACGAGGGUAUUGCUCUCCGUGGACUCUUCAUCAUUGACCCCAAGGGUAUCCUCAGGCAAAUCACUGUCAAUGACCUGCCUGUCGGUCGCUCUGUCGACGAGACUAUUCGCCUCAUCAAAGCAUUCCAGUUCACCGACAAACACGGGGAAGUUUGCCCCGCCAACUGGCAUGAAGGUGACAAGACUAUGAAGGCUGAUCCCAAGGGUUCCAAGGAGUACUUUUCGGCGGUGGGUGAUGGUCCCAACAAGCGUGCCCGUCAGGCUUAAUUGCAGUUAGACGUAUGGAGGCAGCGGCACCAAGAGGAAAGCAAAUCUGAUAGAACCAUAGAAGAUAGAACUAGAUCAACCUUUAUCUCAACUCGACAUUUUCUUGAUCAGCCCGUGCGUAGCUUUCUAUUCCUUUGAGAGGUUUUUUGUGUGUUGGUUUUAUGGUUAUCCUUCUAUUGUAUAUCUUCACGGCUCUGCCGCAAAAUAUCGCAGCUGUUGUUCCCUGCUAUCCAUAUCAAUGUCAUCGCUC